Protopolystoma xenopodis is the source of this 702-nucleotide messenger RNA. The record is from the annotation of a GenBank genome assembly. Lineage: Eukaryota; Metazoa; Platyhelminthes; Monogenea; Polystomatidea; Polystomatidae.
GAGCUGGCGACGCGAGGGAAGCAGACGUCGGCACUAGCCUCGGUAGCCGCGGUUGCCGUGGUAGCAACAGCCGAAAGACCUGAUCGAAAGCGCUACAUGCGGAGUCUGGGCGAGCAGGUGCGGGCGAAACGACAUUCGGUACUGUUCCUGCCCACCCUGAAGCCCUGCAUUGAGGAGAGCCUGACGGGGGCCCGCUUCCUGGAGGAGACUGAGAGGGUGGUCGUCGCAGACACCAACGUCGACGUAGACGUAGACGGCAACAUCGACGGCGACGGCGAUGGCGACGGCAACAAGCUCGUCUUGGCGAGUGGGCAGGCCGACGAGGCUAAUGCGUCGAGCAUUUAUCCGGCAAGACCAGUCGGCUCACAUGACGCGAACAAGACGGACACGACCGACCUCGGUCGGCAAGAGUUGGUUGGCAGGCGCGACUUCCGUCCACUCUCGGAGAAUCUGAUUGUGCCCUGCAGUAAAGAGUUUCAGAUGGUGCUCAGACAGUUGGAGCGACUUGGCAACCACUUGUCAACAGCCUCACAACCUCGGCCCGAUAGGCAGGGCAGCAUUUUGGAUGAUUGCGAACAGGACAGCUGUCGAGGAUAUCUUCCGAAUCAGCCGAGGUUGGACCGAUCCCCGGUCGUCGCGAGAAACUGGCAACACAAGGAUUCCAGUCAGCCCGGUUCGCAUCCGGUGAUGGAGGCAAGGUAG